Anopheles coustani is the source of this 2758-nucleotide messenger RNA. RefSeq names its product trehalase. Gene Ontology annotation, molecular function: alpha,alpha-trehalase activity. Lineage: Eukaryota; Metazoa; Arthropoda; Insecta; Diptera; Culicidae. The transcript has 6 exons. The record is from RefSeq and is a predicted model, not a curated record. Gene Ontology annotation, biological process: trehalose catabolic process. The coding region runs from base 396 to 2150 and encodes 584 amino acids.
UGAGUAAAGGAAGAAAGAACGUUUCGGCGAGACACGACUCAGAUUGUGGGCCAUUUCCAUCGGCAUUCGGAAAUUUCUUUUCCGAUCGCUGCUUGGCAUUGCGCUUAUCUGAUUGUGAAGAACCUCUCGCCAGAAGAAACAACCAAUAGUGGAGCUGUUUGUAAUAUAAAAAUAAUUUGUGUCUCGUGAGUUUUAUGCUGCUUGUGGCAGCACAAGUUGUGCUGGAACGGAAAAAAACGAGAUGAGUUAUUGAAGCAAAGGCCAACGACCUCGCCUUGAAGUCGUGUUCCAUCAUCGAACGUCCUCGUCCACGCAAAAGCUUGUGGAGUGAUAAAAACGAGUGUUGGAAGCAACACGAAAUUAAAAGAUAUAUCAGAGAUCCUCAAACAAGCAGAAUGAUGCUGAUACAAAGUAACUUCGGCAAAUUGGGACCGAUCCAGAGGUUCCCAGACAGCGAAAUCUUUUGCCAUGGAGAAUUGCUGCAGACGGUCCAGAUGAGCGAGAUCUACCCAGACUCCAAGACGUUCGUGGACAUGAAGCUGCGCAAAUCGCCCAACGAGACGCUCGACUCGUUCCACCAGUUCAUGGCCACAGAGAACAACAGCCCGUCGAAGGCGAAGCUGCAGGAAUGGGUCGAGUCGAACUUCGAGAAACCUGGGGCCGAAUUCGAAAACUGGGUCCCCGAGGACUGGAAGGCCAAUCCGGCUUUCCUGAGCCGUAUCCGCGACACGGAUCUGCGUGAGUUCGCCAGCAAGCUCAACCAGAUCUGGCAUGAGUUGGGUCGCAAAAUGACACCGGAUGUGGCGCUUAACCCGGAUCUUUACUCCAUCAUCCACGUGGACAACCCAGUGAUCGUGCCGGGAGGUCGGUUCCGCGAGUUCUACUACUGGGAUUCGUACUGGAUCGUGAAGGGGUUGCUCCUGUCGGAGAUGUACUCCACCACCAAGGGCAUGCUGUCUAACUUCCUGUCAAUCAUCGAACGCUUCGGGUUCAUCCCGAACGGAGGACGCAUCUACUACAGCAUGCGCUCUCAGCCUCCACUCCUGUGUGGCAUGAUGAAGGCGUACGUCGACGCGACCAACGACACCCAAUUUGCGAUGGCCAGCGUCGACACGCUCGACCGUGAGUUCCAGUUCUUCAUGAACAACUACUUGACGGAGGUCAAAGGCCACCAGCUGGCUACGUACGGCUACAAAUCGAGCGGGCCGCGUCCCGAAUCGUACCGCGAGGAUAUCAUUAGUGCGUCCAUCUUCGAAAACGAGCAAGAUAAGCAGGACUUUUACUGCGAACUGAAGGCGGCCGCCGAGAGCGGAAUGGACUUUUCGAGUCGCUGGUUCAUCAAGGAUGGCACGAACGCGGGCAACCUGACCGAUCUCAAGUGUCGAUCGAUCGUGGCGGUGGAGCUAAACGCGAUCCUCUACUGGAACGCGCUCAUCAUUGCCGAGUUCUACGGACUUCGCAACGACAUCGCGUCCAGCAAUAAGAAAACCGAAUACCUGAACCGGGCAGAAGAUCUCAAGAAGGCCAUCACGAGCGUGCUGUGGGACGAGGACGAGGGAGUCUGGUUUGACUACGAUCUACUGAACAACAAACACCGCAAAUACUUCACACCGACCAACCUUUCGCCGCUGUGGGUCGGUUGCUACGACAAGUCCGACACGGCGUUGCCCAAGCGCAUCCUCGCCUACAUCGACCGACUGCAGCUCGAUCGCUACCCCGGUGGAGUACCCAACACGUUGCAGAACACCAACGAGCAGUGGGACUUCCCGAACGUGUGGGCCCCCAUGCAGCACAUGCUGGUGAUGGGUCUGGACUCGCUCGAUAACCAGGAGGCAAAGGAUAUGGCCUUCAGUUGGGCACAACGUUGGGUCCGGGGCAACUAUAUUGCCUACAACAAAACGCAUGCCAUGUUCGAGAAGUAUGAUGCACAGGAACUUGGAGGACACGGUAGCGGUGGUGAGUACGACGUGCAGACUGGCUUCGGCUGGACGAAUGGUGCCGCAAUGGAUCUGAUGAACAAGUACGGCGACAGACUGACGACAGUGGAUCGGAUUGAGGACAACGAUGGAAACGGUGCGCUGGUAGCAUACUCCGUCAACACCGGUAUCAUUGCGACGGUGAUAGCAUUCUUCGUUGGCGUAUUUGGGUGAGCACGUGAAUGAACCUACAUCAUAACCCGCCCUGAUGUGAAUGAAAUAAUAACCGCACGAAAUCACGGACCGCACUGGAACGAGUGUCCGUUUCAUAAUGGCGUUCUGUGGCUGAAAUGUGAUAACCACCGAGAGCAUCAAGUAGCGCAAUCAUUCCAAUACCGUCAUUCCUCGCGAAAGCUAACAACCGCCAACUGGGAUGGCAAAUAUCAAAAUCAAAACCCAUGAGUAUUAAACCAAAUUUGUAUAUCAUUAUUUUCCCUCACAUAAACAUGUCUAAGAGGCGAUCGAGUGUUGUUCUAUCAAUAGGUACAUUUUGGGACUUAACUAUUUAAAAAAACGUAUUAAAAAGUUCUAGCGAUUCGUGCGCUGUAGAAAUGCUUGCAUGCAAUACUUUCUGUUCCCGUUUUGUCAACAACAAUCAUAAUUUUGUAGACCUCACGAGAUACAUUAGCUGCUGUUUAAUAUAUACUUUUCUUCCUUUUUUUUCUUCUCCCAAAUUCCCAACAACACUUUCAUAGUAGUAUUUUCCGACGAUUUUUUGGUCGGUAGGUUUUAUGCACACCUAAGGCGUGUGGGUGUGUGUAUAUAUUCCGCGCUAGACGUAA